Pseudoliparis swirei is the source of this 2819-nucleotide messenger RNA. It is a transcript of the gene tasp1, whose product is annotated as taspase, threonine aspartase, 1. Bases 205 to 1455 code for a protein of 416 amino acids. Lineage: Eukaryota; Metazoa; Chordata; Actinopteri; Perciformes; Liparidae. The transcript is spliced from 14 exons. The record is from RefSeq and is a predicted model, not a curated record. Gene Ontology annotation, biological process: protein maturation. Gene Ontology annotation, molecular function: threonine-type endopeptidase activity.
UUUGCUCGAGCUAACUGGCUGCGGUUAGCACAGAGGAGCGAAAGUGUGUGGCAGCAAAGCUGAGCCCACUUAGAUGCAUGAGUCGGUCAGACGUUCGUGUGUUUGAGACACACGUCCGAUAAAGUCGGGUUGUCGCUGCGAGGAGAGACGCGAACACCUCACAGGUGUAUGAAAAUGAUUUUUCUUGCCACUGUCUGAAAGGCCAUGAUCAGCUUGUCAAGUUAUGCAGGGGUUAUGGAAAGUCUAAUGAAUUCUGCUGAAGAGCAGCCACCCUCCUCUCUCCUGGCCAAUAAGAAUCAAAAGCCCAAAUGUGUUGGUGGAUUUGUCUUAGUGCAUGCAGGAGCAGGAUAUCAUUCUGAAUCUAAGGCCAAGGAAUACAAGCAUGUGUGCAAAAGAGCCUGCCAGCGUGCUGUGGACCGACUCAAAGCCGGGGCACUUGCAGUGGAGGCAGUGGCCGCAGCACUGGUUGAACUUGAGGACUCUCCUUUUACAAACGCUGGCAUGGGCUCCAACCUUAAUUUGUCAGGGGAAAUUGAAUGUGAUGCGAGUAUCAUGGAUGGGAAGUCUCUGCAUUAUGGGGCCGUAGGGGCUAUUAGUGGUAUGAAGAACCCAGUCUUAGUUGCAAACCGUCUACUGAGUGAAGCACAGAAAGGGAAACUAUCAGCUGGCAGAAUACCACCAUGCUUUUUAGUGGGACGAGGAGCACACGAUUGGGCAGUCGGCCAUGGAAUGCCACCGUGCCUUUCAGAGAAAAUGGCCACCAAGUUCAGUUUAUCUGCGUACAAGAGGAACAAGCGAAAGAUGGAGCUGGCAGAAAAAAUGGACACAGGACAUAAUCAGGCCAAGAAAAGACGACAAUCGAGUGAAAAUGAAAACUGCUCAGGGUGCCUGGAUACAGUGGGAGCUGUUGUGGUCGAUCUGGAAGGAAAUGUAGCUGCAGCAGUGUCCAGCGGAGGUCUGGCCAUGAAACAUCCCGGCCGGGUUGGCCAGGCUGCUCAUUAUGGAUGUGGCUGCUGGGCAGAAAAUGCUUGUAAUAUGAACCCUUACUCUACAGCAGUGAGUACCUCAGGCUGUGGGGAGCAUCUGAUUCGCACCAUGCUGGCACGGGAAUGCUCUGCUGCCAUGCAGUCUGAGGAUGCCCACCAAGCUCUGCUGGAUGCUAUGCAAAACAAGUUCAUCAGCUCACCCUUUCUGGCCAGUGAAGACCGUGUUUUGGGUGGAGUAAUUGUCUUGCGCUGCUGCAGAUGUGUGGAACCUCAGCCAUCUCAAAAUAUUCAGGGUAUACUGGUGGAGUUCCUAUGGAGUCACACCACAGAGAGCAUGUGUGUUGGCUACAUGUCUGUCCAAGACAGCAAAGCAAAGACACACAUAUCCAGAUUACCACCGGGGACAGUUCCUGGACAGUGCUUGGCCAUCGAAGGAGGGGUGUGUCGUCUGACGAGCGCAGUGGAGUGAGCCGCACUCCACCUCCUUCUGGGCUUCUUCAUCAAUACUCCCUCACAAACACUUAGUACUGAACCCCAAACACACGUUCCCACCACCUUUGAGAAACCAGAAGUAAUAAACUUGAGCUGUUUUAGCGGGUGAACAGGAAGAGGGAGGGGUGUUAGGCUCUACUUAGUGCACUUACAGGACUUCCCUUUGCCACCGUCUGCCUCUAGCAUGUACUGUAUCAACACCCCCCCCUCCCAGCUCUCCAGUGUCACCUGGAUUACACUUGAUGCACUAUUGCCCUGAUGCACCAGGUUUUUUUUAUUACUCGUUUCCUUUUCUACUCUUUUUCCUUUUGUAUAUAAGCUAUGAUUUAGGAAAACAGAGUGGAUAUUCAUGUGGUUUUGUAUCGCUGAACGGAUGAGACUACUUUUGAGCAUUUAGGAAUUUCUAAUGCAAGACCUCAUUUUGUUCCUAAAGUACUUUUAAAGUUUAAAAAGAUGUCCGCCUGCACCGUGUGGAAUGACUGCUACUCAAGAUCAUUGUUAACGAGUGAAGCAUUUAUAGCUGUGAGAGUUGACCAGUCAUGAUUUACAAUGUUAACGGGUACAAAUCAAUUUCCAUGUGCCCGUACAUGCAUAUCAUUAUUAAUCCUCCAGUUUACUGUGUAAUGUAGCAUAAUGUGCUUCCUAGAUCUCGAUACAUUUUAUAGUCAUUCAGCCACAUAAUGCAUUGUUUCUUUGAUCGUUUUAAAAAGCUAUUGCAUGUGUGGGAAUCUACAGUAAGCCUUUUUGUGUUCUCUGUUAGCAGUAUUUAGCAACGCUAAACGUGACUGUUAGUCAUCAUUUAAAAAAUCACACUUUAUUAUAUUUGUAUUUUCUUGCAAAAAAAAGGACGGCUAAGGACUAAUUUAUGUUUCAAUCCAAUGAAUUGGUGCGGUUGAGAACUGUAAGAGACUAAGGGUCUAUAUUUCUGUUGGGAUAAUCACUUCCUCUGGUUUUGCUGUUUCACUCAGUUACUGCAACAACAACAAAAAGUAAAUAAAAUCUAUGUUGCCACAUUUCUGUGUCUAUUGUUAGUUUUAGUUUUUCAACUCUGACAUGAGACACACUCCAACUGUACCUAUUUCAGAAGAGGAGAGCAAUUCGUGGAAACCCAAACAGAUGGCGUGAAUAUCAUGAUCAUGUACCGUGGACUGCCAAUGAUGUCCGGGAAGGAAUUACACGCCAGAGUUACUGGAGGGGAAAAUGAAUUUUGCAGAAGGAUGUGUGAGGCUGCUGAGACAAUUUCAGUCUGUGUUCUGCUUGCAUACACAAACCCACCAAAUGUUCAGUUCAUGUCACAAUUUGUUCAAUGUGGAUUACAAAACCUACAAUUUCCAUCCUCCA